GAUUUCUUCCCAAGAAACUGCCACCAAGACAGGACAGCAUCGCCAUCCAGCUAGGGAAGCGAUGAAGUUGAGCUGAAUGCAAAGGAGAAAGCUGGGCAGGCGCAGAGAGGCCUUGAGCUGUUCCCAGCUGUGCCUGCUCUGGGCCUCCUGGUCCUAAUUGAAGAGGAGGAGGCUGGGAUCUGUAACUCACUUCUGACCUGGCAUUAUUUGCAUGCCAAGCCUUGCCCCACCCUUCUUGAAAUCCUAAGAGAGAAGAAUGUGGCUCCACCUUCCUGUCAAUCUCUUGAUUAAAUAGGCACUUCCCUCCAGAAGGCUUCUGAAGUGUGGCACCUCCCACAGCUGCCUGAAGCUGCUCUCCCUCAUCAUGAAUGCUGGCCCUCAGCACCUGACCUUGACAGCAAGCCUGGGCCUUGGCUUCUUGCUCCUGCUUUCUCUCUGCCCGGUCCCAGGCCGAGCCAAGGAGUUGAAGUUUGUGACACUGACGUUUCGGCAUGGAGACCGGAGUCCCAUUGAUACCUUCCCUAACGACCCCAUUAAGGAGUCCUCCUGGCCCCAAGGAUUUGGCCAACUCACCCAGUGGGGCAUGGAACAGCAUUAUGAGCUUGGAAGUUAUGUAAGGAGAAGAUACGGAACAUUCUUGAACGAGUCCUAUAAACAUGACCAGGUUUAUGUUCGAAGUACAGAUGUUGACCGGACCUUAAUGAGUGCUAUGACAAACCUUGCAGCCCUGUUCCCCCCAGAGGGCAUCAGCAUCUGGAAUCCCAGCCUGCCCUGGCAGCCCAUCCCAGUGCACACCGUGUCUCUCUCUGAAGAUCGGUUGCUCUACCUGCCUUUUGCGGACUGCCCUCGUUUUCAAGAACUCAAGAGUGAGACUCUGCAAUCUGAAGAAUUCCAGAAGAGGCUCCAGCCGUAUAAAAGCUUCAUAGAAACCUUGCCGUCGCUGUCGGGAUUCCCCGGCCAGGAUCUUUUUGGAAUUUGGAGUAAGGUUUACGACCCUUUAUUUUGUGAGGGUGUUCACAAUUUAACCUUACCCUCCUGGGCCACCAAGGACACCAUGACUACAUUGAGGGAGUUAUCAGAACUAUCUCUGCUAUCCCUUUAUGGAAUUCACAAGCAGAAAGAGAAAUCUAGACUCCAAGGGGGUGUCCUGGUCAGUGAAAUCAUCAAGAACAUGAAGGCUGCAACUCAUUCGCCGAAGUACAGGAAACUUGUCAUGUAUUCUGCACACGACACUACUGUGUGUGGCCUGCAGAUGGCGCUAGAUGUUUAUAAUGGAAUACUACCUCCCUAUGCUUCCUGCCACAUAAUGGAAUUGUACAGCGAUGAGGGGGGCCACUUUGUAGAGAUGUACUAUAGGAAUGAGACCCAGCACGAGCCCUACCCACUCACACUGCCAGGCUGCACCCACAGCUGCCCUCUGGAGAAGUUUGUGGAGCUGUUGGACCCUGUGAUCCCCCAGGACUGGUCCACGGAGUGUAUGCGCACAAGCAAUCACCAAGUGCUGAGGGUCAUCCUUGCCAUCACGUUUUGCCUGGUAUCCAGUGUCCUAGUGAUACUUCUGUUUGUCCUCAUCCGCCAUGGGCCCUGCUGGCAGAGAGACGAGUAUCGAAACAUCUGAGCAGACCGUCACAGACCGCCAGUGGCAACGUCUCUCGGUGACGCAGCACCUGAAGGACGGUGGGCGUUGUCCUGCCCGCACCCUCCCUUUACAACCUGCCUAGACUUGGUGUGGGCUCACUGCCACGGGGAGAACGCAGAGUGGGCAGGUGAGCUAUGUCUUCUCACUGCCGAGCUGUGGUGUGGGCGGCUCCCUGGGCUAAGACGGGGCUCUUGUGCAAGGGAUGGCUCUGUUUUCUCACACAGAGGUCCUGAGGGAAAUACGAAGCCAAAUUCCAACCCACCUUGUGCCUACAAAGAGGACAGAGAGAGAAAGUGGGACAAAGACAUAGAUUAGACCACACUAGGUAAUCCAGAAUGUUAGACUAGUAGAGUGCCCACAGAAAAAUGACUUUAGUUAUUCAGUAAGCUUCUCUCUCUCCCUCUCUCUCUCUCUCUCUCUCUCUCUCUCUCUCUCUCUCUCU
Acomys russatus (golden spiny mouse) is the source of this 2081-nucleotide messenger RNA. RefSeq names its product acid phosphatase 3 (gene Acp3). NCBI's taxonomy places the organism in Eukaryota, Metazoa, Chordata, Mammalia, Rodentia, Muridae. Gene Ontology annotation, biological process: dephosphorylation; lysosome organization. Gene Ontology annotation, cellular component: plasma membrane; lysosome. The transcript is spliced from 11 exons. The record is from RefSeq and is a predicted model, not a curated record. The coding region runs from base 365 to 1618 and encodes 417 amino acids. Gene Ontology annotation, molecular function: acid phosphatase activity.